Paraglomus occultum is the source of this 1092-nucleotide messenger RNA. Lineage: Eukaryota; Fungi; Glomeromycota; Glomeromycetes; Paraglomerales; Paraglomeraceae. The record is from the annotation of a GenBank genome assembly.
AUGGGUAACAAACCAUCAAAGAUAAUUGAUGCGCAAGGACUGAUUGUAGCAUCCGGAUACAUCGAUGUUCAGAUUAAUGGCGCGUUCGGUGUUGAUUUCUCGAACUGGGAAGGAGAAGAGAAAAUGAAGGAAAACAUUGACAUAGUAGCGAGGAAGCUGUUAAAGUUUGGAUGCACAAGUUUCGUGCCAACCAUCGUUAGUUCGUCGCCCGAAAUUUAUCAUAAGGUAUUACCAUUGCUUAAGCCACGCAAAGGAAAUAAAAAAAAUGGAUCAGAGAUCUUAGGUGCUCAUGUCGAAGGACCAUUCAUCUGUGAAAAAAAGUCUGGAGCUCAUCCUAAAGAACACUUGAUUGAUGCUCCGAAGGGAUUUGCAGAUAUCGCGAGCGUUUACGGUAUCACAGAAACAGAAAAUCCAUCGAUCAAGAUAAUAACUGUUGCUCCUGAACUAGAAGGAAUGCAGAAUUUGUUCAAGAAAUUCAUUGACCUGGGUAUGACAGUUAGCAUGGGGCAUUCGUGCGCGCUAGUCGAACAGGCCGAGCGAGCAGUAGAGAGCGGGGCCCGGUUUAUCACACAUCUAUUCAACGCAAUGCAACAGUUUCAUCACCGAGAUCCCGGAAUAAUUGGCCUUCUCAGUUCCACCCGCUUGCCUCGCCCCUAUUACGGUUUAAUAUGUGAUGGUAUUCACGUCCACCCGAACUCUGUGAAAUUAGCUUACUCUGCCCAUCCGUCUGGUGUGAUCCUCGUUACAGACGCAGUCGGUGCCAUGGGACUUCCGCCCGGUGAAUAUAAGAUAGGAACUGCGAAAAUAAGGAAAAUCGACGACUACCGUGUGGAGGUAAUCGAGAACGGUCGUUUGGCAGGAUCCGUUCUUACUAUCAGUGAAUGUGUCAAGAAUUUCAAAAAGUUUACUGACUGUUCGAUUGUGGAAGCUAUUGAAGCUGCUACUAAGCACCCAGCAGAACUGUUGGGAAUCGAAGACAGAAAAGGAACUCUGAAUUAUGGUGCCGACGCUGAUUUAAUAUUCUUGGAUGAUGACUUGAACGUCAUUAGAUGUUUUAUAAGUGGGGAGGAAGUUGAUAUUGGAAGCAUGUAA